This is a messenger RNA of Scylla paramamosain (green mud crab), 2078 nucleotides long. RefSeq names its product intraflagellar transport protein 52 homolog (gene IFT52). Gene Ontology annotation, biological process: intraciliary transport; cilium assembly. The record is from RefSeq and is a predicted model, not a curated record. Gene Ontology annotation, cellular component: intraciliary transport particle B; centriole; cilium. NCBI's taxonomy places the organism in Eukaryota, Metazoa, Arthropoda, Malacostraca, Decapoda, Portunidae. The transcript is spliced from 12 exons. Bases 352 to 1683 code for a protein of 443 amino acids.
CAUUCCUCAGUUGUAAACAAACAGACGCGCGCUCAGCUGAGACAGAGAGAAAGAUAGAGGGAGAGAGGAAAAAGUGAUAAUAAUAGUGAUAAUAAUAAUAACGGGAGCAAAUAGAGACUGUGUUAUUAAAAGAAGCAGUGAGAGAAGAAAAUAACAGUAGAACAGUUGAUAGAAAAACAAGGUCGUGGUCAGAAAUACUCCUGAAAAGUGACAUUUGAUACCAGGGAAAGGUGGUAACUCUACAUUGUAUUGGUUAUUAUAUAAAGACUAAAUUCCUGUUUGCUGAAGUCUCACCACAACCACUACAAACUGUUGCUCUUCCUUGCUGUGGCUUAGCUCUGUAAUGCCCACAUGACACCCACAGCGAAAGUUGAGGGGGGCGGGAAGGAGCACGGGAGUGUGAUACUGUUUGACGAGUCUAAGGCCGAACUCUUCAAACUCAGCGAUGGGUACAAGUCACUGCACAAGAAGCUCAAGACGCAGUGGAAGGUUGUCAGUAACCGGGAAGACCUGAGCAAGGAGAGUGUGGCACAGGUAGCUGUGGUGGUCCUGGCAUGCCCCCGACAGCGCUUCACAGAGGGGCAGUUCUCCAUCCUGAGGCGCCAUGUGGACGAGGGCGGCAGUCUGUUUGUGCUGGCUGAGGAAGGCGGCGAGAAGAAGGCAAACUCCAAUAUCAACUUUCUGCUGGAGGAAUAUGGCAUUGCUGUGAAUAAUGAUUCCGUGGUGAGGACCUGCUAUUACCGCUACUUCCACCCCAAGGAGUGCCUGAUCAACAACGGCAUCCUGAACCGUGCCAUCCUGGAGGCCUCGGGGAAGAACAUACCCAGCCUGAUCUUGGAUGAAUCGCGCUCCAGCAGGUCUAUGGCCUUCGUGUAUCCCUUCGGCUGCACCCUGAAUGUGGCACGCCCUGCUGUGGCUGUUCUCUCCACCGGCAGCAUCUCCUUCCCUCUCAACAGACCAGUGUGUGCCUUCUACGAGCACCCGAGGAACCGGGGACGUGUGGCAGUGCUCGGCUCGGCCCACAUGCUGUGUGACCAGUACCUGGACCGUGAGGAGAACAGCAAGAUCAAGGACGUGGUGUUCCAGUUCCUCACCGCCAAGGACUUCAAGCUGAACCAGAUUGAUGCUGACGACCCAGAGAUCUCGGACUACAACAUGACUCCUGAUGUGGCGUGCCUGGCCGAGAACCUGCGCACGUGUCUCCAGGAGUCUGAGGAGGUGCCCACAGACUACACCCAGCUCUUCCACACACAGCUCACCUCAGUGGACAUGCAGCUGGUGCCAACAAGUCUGGAGGCUUACAACAAGCUUAACGUGAAGCAUGAACCGCUGCGCCUCAUCACACCACAGUUUGAGACGCCCCUGCCGCCUCUCCAGCCCGCGGUGUUCCCUCCUUCAUUCCGGGAGCUGCCCCACCCCUCCCUGGAGCUGUUUGACCUGGACGAGGCCUUUAGCUCAGAGAAAUCCAGACUAGCACAGGUGACCAACAAGUGCAAAGAUGAGGACCUGGAAUACUAUGUGAGGGAGUGUGGGGACAUCCUCAGUGUGAUGCCCAAACUCCCACCCAACGCUAGGGACGCCAAGCACAUUCUGGAGUACAUCUUUACCCAGCUGGUGGAGUUCAAAAAGCUCAACCAGGACCCAGAUGCCUUCAGCCGAUCCGAGAUGGAAGGCGAACUGUGAGGAGCAGGAGAGAAGAUGUUACCAGACACCAACUCGAUACAGGGCUGUAUCUCUUGUGACUUGUGUAAUGUAUGAAUUCUGAGCAUAAAGAGGGAAGACACUAAGCACCAAUUCACUACUUGUAUAAUGGAGUGUGUUUACUGACUUGUGUGAUUCAGUGAGGUAUGUCUCCUAAUGAGCAAGGGGGAAAACAGACACUAGGCACUAAUUCAUUACUGUAUAUUGGAGUGUUUCUGUUAAUAUGUUUGUGUCAUCUAGUGUAGUAUGAAAUAUGUAUGACUGAGCUCUGGUUUUUGGAGAGAGAGAGAGAGAGAGAGAGAGAGAGAGAGAGAGAGAGAGAGAGAGAGAGAGAGAGAGAGAGAGAGAGAGAGAGAGAGAGAGAGAGAGAGAGAGAU